AUGAUUCUUCCGGACGCCUUCGACUUCUUAGCUUCGCCGUUCUUGGUGCCGGUUCUCUGCACCGGGGCCGUUUUCUGGAUGCACUCCAAAAAGCAGAAGCCCGACGAGACGAGCCAGCUGCGCCAGAUGCUUUGGGGCAUCCAGUUCGAGCCCUUUCGCCAGCAGCAGCAGCUGAUGAUCGGGCUGCUGAGCUGCUUGGGGCUCCUGCUGCUGGUUGCUGCUGCUGCCGUCAGGCUCGGGCCCUUGGCAGGAGCCCUGGCUUUGGCAGUGGCCUCCCUGGGGCUCCGGCCGCUUUGGCGCCUCGUUUUGGGGAAGCUCCGGCGCCUGCGCUCCCGGAACCUCCUUUGCUCCAAGGGGGGCUCGGCAGAUUCGGAUCUGGAGCCCUGUGAAGCGAAACUGCCCGUCUGGAUCGUGACGGGCUUCCUGGGCAGUGGGAAGACCACCCUGGUGAACCACAUCCUUCGGCAAGGCCAUCGGCUCCUGGUCAUCCAGAAUGAGACAGGAGACACGAGCCUCGAUGCCGAGCUGGUGAUUGAGGCAGCCGGUGAGGAGAAUGUCAUGUUGAUCAAUGGAUGCGCUUGCUGUCAAAUUCGACGUGACCUUCGAGAUCUUCUCUGCCGCGUAAGGGAUAAGGGCAUGGGUGACGUGGAGGGCAUCGUCAUUGAGUGUUGCGGCCUGGCAGAUCCACGUGCUGUGGUCCAAACCUUCCUCCUCGAUGAGGAGAUGAAAAGGAGCCUACAGAUCCAAGAGGUCAUUGCAGUCAUUGAUGCUGCGCACGUGGCCCGGCAUUUGCUAGCCACCACCUCCACCCCGGCCGCACGGCUGGUUGAGGUGCAGAUCGCUUUUGCCAGCGUGCUCCUACUGAACAAGAUUGACCAGUGCGAUGAUUUCGAUGCCCUUCGUCCGGCCAUAAGGGCGAUCAACUCUGUGCAGAUCUUACCGUGUACCUACUGCGAGGUGGACUUCGCUACAUUGUUCGCUGGAGCCGGAAAAGGCCCGUGCACGAAGCCAUGGCGGCAAGAUGGGGGGUGGUCCCCUUUCCGGGCUCUUACUGAGGACAUCCAGCUGCGGAGCAUCUGUGUUUCUGACCACGAGGACCAGCAGCCUUCCCCAGAGGGGCCGCUGCCAGAUCGUCCGCAGAUUCGCUGCAUCUCCGUGCGCGUCUGGGGCAGCCUGGAGCUUGACGCGUUCAACCGAUGGGUGCUGCGGACACUGCAGGACAUGGAUGUGAUGCGGGCGAAAGGGGUUCUGGCCAUCUCGGGCUAUGAUGCCAAGUUUGCGUUUCAAGCAGUCCAUGUUGCUUUCGACGGCACCGUCGCCCUUGCAUCAAAGUGGGGAAAGGACGAGAGACGAUUCUCAGAGGUGGUGAUCAUUGGCUUCGAAGUGCGAGCUGAUUUAAUCGAGCACGGACUCAAGCGCUGUAGAGCUUAG
Messenger RNA from Symbiodinium necroappetens, 1431 nucleotides. The record is from the annotation of a GenBank genome assembly. NCBI's taxonomy places the organism in Eukaryota, Dinophyceae, Suessiales, Symbiodiniaceae.